GCCAUUCUCAAGUUGUGUUAAUCUAGUCUAAUUUUCCCGUCUAUGAAAUGACGUUGUCCUUCUAACAUAACCUAACUUUUUGAUUUGCUUUUACCUUUUCCUGGUAUAAACGUAUAAAUAAAUGUGUUGUGGUUUUUCGGAUUCCCGCAGUUUUUCGUCGGUGAGGAAAGCUGUGGUCGGAAGUGCUGUCUGGUUGAAAUACUAGCCUCGUUUUGUGCAUUCAUAAUUUUUAUUCCAAACGUUCAAAAAUGGGCAAGAAUCAUAGACAUAAAAAGAACUUGAAAGCUGAUAAAGCAAAAGUACACCUGAAGCAGUCCAAAACUAAAUUCCUGCCAAAGGGCCAGAAUGUUACAAAUACUGCCUUCAAGGUCAAGCCCAUCAUCUUGCCAGAACAGUUAAAAGCCAAGUCUUCAGAUAUACCACUCAGUAGGAGGAAACUUGAUGCCAAGGACCUGCUGACUAGAUUAAAGCAUUACAAUGAAAAUAUUCGCCACAGUGCUUGUGAGGAACUAGCAGAUGUUAUGAAAAUACAUAGUAAUGAACUUAUCAGUCAGCAUUUAGCACAGAUAAUAGUUAGCAUUAGUUCCUUGAUGCAAGACAAGGAACAAAAGGUCAGGAAAGCUGCUGCCAAAGCUGUGCAUGUUAUCUUAGAAGUGACACCAGAAGAUAAGCUACAGCCAUUCUAUAACUGUUUUCUAACUAACUUGAAAUGUGCAAUGACUAAUAUUGACAGAAAUAUACAAGAAGGCUCUCUUACUUUUCUUGAUUGCUUUUUGAAGCAAAAGAGUGAACUAAUAUGUAGCUAUAGAGACAGUAUACUCCCUGAGGUGUUUUCAUUAUUUUCAAAGUUACAAAGUAGUUCUGGCCUUGACAGAAAACUAACACUUAACUUGGGCAGUAAAAUGACAUCUGUCACCUGGAGGAUCAAUAUUAUGAGUAGAUUGUUACAACUAUUACCUAAAGUUGAUGAAGGAGAUAUGAGUGGGGAUGCUAAUGGUAACCAUAACUUGUAUGAAGCUACAAAAUCUCACAUAUUUCCAAUUUAUAAGUAUGAAUUUGGUAGAGGGUUAGCUGCCACUGCUGAUUGUUUUGGAAUACAUCAUAAUGAUGCUGAAGCGAAUAAUGCAUUAAAUUUUCAAAUAAUGUCAUUCGUGCCAUUGUUGUAUCAAACCUUCAUAGAGGUGUUACCUGAAAAAAAGUCUUCAAAGUCUAGUGAUGAAGAACGUGGCAAUAUCUCUAGGGUAGAAAGUAUUCCCAAAAAUAACAAAGAAACAUAUGUCCUAAAAUUUCACAUUUACAAGAUAUUACGCCACUGUUGGGACUGAAUAAGGAUAAAAUAUGAACACUGUUCAAAUAAUGUUAUGAGUAUACUGCAUUAAGUGAGGAAGCAGCAGCAGUUUUGACGUGUGUCAUAAGUACACUGUAUGUGUUGUGGAAAUAUUACAGUAAAACAGAAGAAUAUGAAAACCUGAAAGAAGUUCUUCUGAAACCAGAAGCACGGAGGUUCUUAAGUCAUCUCUUAUCAAAUUUUCCAUACUGUAAAAGUGGCAGCACUAUGUUUAAAAAGUCAAAAAGCCAGAUCAUUCCAAAUAUGACCACAGAUGAUAAAUGUACAAAAGAAAACUUGAUGAUUGCAUACAUUUAUUUUUCAUUGGCUACAACUUGUAAACUUCAAAAGGAUAUGAAGUCAGAGCUGCAAAUGGUUACAUCUUUUGUGAAUAGAAUGUUGUUAACAAGAAAAGACCUCAACAAGACAGAAGGAAAACUAUUAGUUGAAUUUUUGAAACUGUGCUUCAUUGAUAAUACAACAAAGUUGAAAAAGUUUGGUAUUGAUCUGAGAACCAUCAUUGAUAACACUAUAAUUUUUUAUACACAUAGCACCACAAGCGAGUGGGUACAAAGGGAACUGUUUGCAAUACUUUUGCAUAUAGCAAAUGUCCCAACUUUGAAUAAAGCUUCAAAAACAGCAAUAUUUGAAUAGUACCAUGGCAACUAUAGCCCAGCCAUCUUGAUCAUAUUGCAAUAUAUGGUUUGGUUACAUCUGCUAUAUCUUGGCAAUAUUGUCUGCAAUACAUACAUCGACGUGUUAGAAUUUUUCAUCCGAAGGGCUACAUACAAGAAUGACUAACAAAAUUUUGACAUUAAGUAGAAUUCCGAUCGUUCGGAAAUCUGACAGCAGUAUAUAAGAAUAGGAAAUGUCAGGUAUGUGUAGUGAUAUAGACGGAUAUAGCCAGGCUAUACUAGAAAUAGUAUUGUAGGUUGCUGGUUAGUCUAUUGCAGCUAGGGAUGGCAACAAUACUCGAUGUAUCAAAACAUCAAUACAUCGAACCUAGAACAUCAAUGUUUUGGCAUCGAUACAUCAAUCUUGAAGUGACCAAACAGAUUGGUUUACCUUACCUGUGCUGCCAUCUCUAAACGAGGAACGGUAGCUUUAUAACUAACAGAAUCUUCACAUUACCAACAUGUCAGAAAUCUGUUUAGAAGUACUCCAGUGAUAUGAAUAUUAUCUCUAGAUACGCUAGAUGGACGGUAGUCUCAGCUUUAUAUUCUGCAUGUGCUACUAGCGCCUAAAAUAAUGCUUAUACAUUGUAUUACAAUUUCUAUUUUUAUAAUUGGAUAUUAAACUUUCUCGAAUGCUGG
Molecule: messenger RNA, 2640 nt
Organism: Acanthoscelides obtectus
Lineage: Eukaryota; Metazoa; Arthropoda; Insecta; Coleoptera; Chrysomelidae
Source: the annotation of a GenBank genome assembly